Messenger RNA from Bipolaris maydis ATCC 48331, 924 nucleotides. Its product is annotated as SUR7/PalI family-domain-containing protein. Gene Ontology annotation, cellular component: cell cortex of cell tip; plasma membrane. Lineage: Eukaryota; Fungi; Ascomycota; Dothideomycetes; Pleosporales; Pleosporaceae. Gene Ontology annotation, biological process: fungal-type cell wall organization. The record is from RefSeq and is a predicted model, not a curated record.
AUGCCAUUCUUCUCUCGCAAACGCCAGUCGGACAACACAGCGGCCACGCCUGCGCCCGAACUAACCAAAGAGCAAAUCAAGCUCGCAACCCGCAGGCGCAAAAGAUGGGCGCUGGCAACCUCCUUUUUCCUCUUCCUCACCUUCAUCUUUCUGAUCCUUGUCAACAUCGCCGGCGUGCGCAACAAGCCCGUGAUCAGAAACUGGUACUUUCUUCGCCUCGACCUGAGUAAAAUCGUACCUGCUAGCGUCCCCAAUUUCGCCCUCAUCAACACUAUCGCCCAAACGCUGGGUCUUCAUGAUUUCUACCAGGUCGGGUUAUGGGGCUUCUGCUCGGGGUACAAGGGCCAGGGCGUAACCUCUUGCAGCAAGCCCACGACGCUGUAUUGGUUCAACCCCGUCGAGAUUCUGCGUAACGAGCUGCUUGCGGGAGCGUCGAUCAAUCUUCCUGCAAACAUCAACGACAUCUUGGACCUGAUCCACCUCGUCUCCAACUGGAUGUUUGGUCUCUUCCUUACCGCUACUGUUCUGUCUUUCGUCCUCAUCUUCGUCAUGCCCAUCUCCGUCUACACACGCUGGCUCACCCUCCCUGUCGCCAUUCUCGCCUUCCUCAACGCCCUCUUCGUCACCGUCGCGUCCGUCAUCGCUACCGUCAUGUUUGUCAUCUUUCACAACACUAUCACUGGCGUGUCAGAGCUCAACAUUGGGGCGCAGAUUGGGACAACGCUAUUUGCCUUCAUGUGGGUGGCCAGCGCCUUUGCCAUUUUCGCAUGGCUUGUGCAGACGGGGCUUUGCUGCUGUUGUGCGUCGCGACGAGACGUCAAGAACGGCAGGAAGAGAGGUAACGAAGAAGCAUACCAGAUGGACGCUGUCCCGGUAACCGAAAAAGCACCAAAGAAGAAAUAUGAGUUCUGGAAGCGUGGAUAG